AUGCAUAUUAUUAAUGCUUUUAAGACAUAUAUUUGGGAAUAUACAUUGAUAAAUUAAGCUAAAAUUUCAGUUUUGAAGUAUAAAAAAAAGGAAUUGCUUAAAACAAAAUGGCCUUACUUCAUAAACUUAUGUCGUCUUCAAAUAUUUUUGGCUUUGAUGCAAUUAUUGUUCAAUUUCUUGUUAUUUGGAUCAAAUAAUCAUUACAAAGCUUUGCUGGUUGAUAUUGGAAUAUCGUUAAUUAUAAAUAUUAUUGAUAGAUGCUGUUUAAAUAGACUGAGUAAGGGAAGGAAAUUUGUAGUAAUUAUUCUUUUAAAUUUCUUUUAAGGCAUUUAUAUUGGAAUUUCAGAGAAAAUUUUAAAUGAUAAUCAAUUUGUCUAAUUCAAUUAACACUUUUUAAUACAUUUUAUGACUAAGAUUAUGUGGAUGAUUGCUUUAAUUAGUACGUAACCUCUUUUUAUGUGUAAGGUGAUAAUCUUUCUAUUUUAUUAUGUCGUCAUUUGUUACUUUCUUUCAGUUUGGAAGAGUGCCAUUUAUGAUUUCUGUAUUGCCAUACUCAUAUUUAUAAUUUACACAGUGCAAGAAGAGGAGAAAUUCAGAAAACUGAUUUGCAAUUAAAUAAUUCCUAAACAAAUAAUUAGCUCAUUGCCAUAACCUAUAUUUUUAAUUAAUUUAUCUACUCUAGAAUUUGUCAUCUACAAUGACAUGUUUAAAUAGUAUCUGAAUUCGCAAAAGGACGAAUUGGAUAUCACUUCUACAAAGAGGAUGCUAACUUAAUUUUAGUCUUAUGGAAAUCAAUAAGUAUUUAAUGUAAUCGAUUCCGAAAGAUUGAAUUUAUUUGAAACCAUUUAAAUUAUCAAACUAUAAGAUGAUGUAACUACUUAAAAUGUGAAUUAUCAGUUUAUAUUGAAUGACAAAGAAGUCUAUGACGUGAGAUUUCACAACAAUAUCAUAUACAACGAUAAGAAAUGUCUUCUGGUCUGUCUAUCAGACAUUUCAGCAAUAAUUGAGAAAACUAAACUCUCUGAAAGAACAAUUUUGAAAAGCAAAUUAAUUAAAUCAUUAUCCCAUGAAUUAAGAACCAGAAAAAAUAUCAUAUAAGGUUUGUUAAAACUAUAUUUGGAUAAAAACAAUGACGAUUAAAAUAAGGAGUUGAUUUGUCAAGCCUAUUACAAUUCAAAAAUAGAAUCCAAUAUCAUUAGUUCAAUUAUAAAUUACAAUUUGUGUUUAGAUGAUCAGGUGAUUAUAAAAUAUCAAUUGAUUAAAGUCAAUGACAUUCUGGACAGAAUUAUAGACAAUUUCAAAUAUGAAAUAAAAUCUAAACAAAUAGCAAUCCUGGACAAUUAUCAUCCUGAAACUAACCAUACCCUAUAUACUGAUCCAGAAAUCUUUGAAUAGAUAAUAACCAACAUAAUAAGCAAUUCCAUAAAGCACUGUGAUAAGCAGAACUAAUCCAUAGUAUCCAUUUCUAUCUGCAAAGAGACACAUCCUGUUGCAAUUCCAAUUCCAAACUAAAAUAAUCCUUAUAUCACUUAUUUGUAAAAGAUGUCCCAUUAUUCAUCCUUCCAAAGUUUACAGGAUUAUAAUGUCCCUUAAAUUGAGACAACAUUAAAUAUUAAAAUUGUAGACAAUGGAUCUGGAAUCAAUGUUUAGAAACUCAAAUUGAUCUAAGAAAUUUUAAAUAAUGACAAUUAUUACUAAUUUACAACUUCAUCAUCUGAUGGAUUCUAUUUAGGUUUAAGAUCCUGUAAUCUUUUACUUCAAAAAUUAAAUAAACAGUCAACUGUAAAUAUCUACAUUCGUUCAACAGAGAAAGAAGAGACAGAAGUGACUUUAAAGUUUCUGAUUCAUAAUUAGAUCAAAGAUUACGAAUUAUCAAUAGAAUCAGAAGAUAGUAUAUAGCAAAUCAGAAUUUAAAAGAAAGAUCAAAAUAAGUGUGAUUGUUUAUAGCACAUUAUGAUUGUUGAUGAUGAACCUUUUAAUAACCUUGUAUUAGAGUCAAUUUUGAAAUCUCUUCAUUUUAAAGUGGUCAAAGCGUAAAAUGGAUUGGAAGCAUUGAAAUUAUAUAGGGAAUAGUAUGAUCUAUGUGAUAUUGAUGAGUGUAAAUUGUUUUAUGCAAUAUUUAUGGAUUAUCAAAUGCCCAUAAUGAACGGAUUGGAAAGUACAAAAGCUAUUAUAGAGGAAUGUAAUAAAUUAAAAUAAGUGUAACCAACGAUUAUUGGAUGCACAGCAUUCUCUGCAACUGAUGAUAUUAAUGAAUUAUUGAAUGCUGGAAUGAAAUCUGUAUGCAUCAAACCCAUCAGUAAAGAUUCGAUCAAACAAAUAUUAUCUCAUUUAUAAUGA
Paramecium octaurelia is the source of this 2340-nucleotide messenger RNA. Lineage: Eukaryota; Ciliophora; Oligohymenophorea; Peniculida; Parameciidae. The record is from the annotation of a GenBank genome assembly.